AUGGUGAAACUCCUACGCAAAGUUGGUAUGGAAACUUGCAAGCCGCUUUCGACACCGAUGUCAACCACUGCACCAGUCACCUCCAAUGACUCUAAGCCAUUUGAUGAUCCGACAGUGUACAGGAGCCUUGUUGGGUCGUUAAUGUAUCUGCUUAUUACCCGCCCCGACCUAUCUUAUGCAGUUCACCGCCUGUGCCAGUUCAUGCACAGUCCAACGGAGGAACGCUGGGUGGCACUUAAAAGAGUGAUGCGGUAUAUUCAAGGGACUCGAGAGCUUGGCCUCCGUUUAACGCCUACCACUACACCGGUCCUGCAUACGUUCUCCGACUCAGAUUGGGCCGGAUGCUCGGUUGACAGGAAAUCCACUGGUGGUUACGCAGUCUUCCUCGGACCUAAUCUUGUGUCGUGGGCCUCCAGGAAACAACGCACGGUAGCUCGCUCAUCAACUGAAGCCGAAUACAAGGCCUUAGCUGAUUCUACAGCCGAGGUAACCUGGGUCCAGUCGUUGUUACGAGAGCUGGGAUUGCAUCCUCCCACUGUACCGGUUCUUUGGUGCAACAAUUUGGGAGCCACGUAUCUCUGUUCCAAUCCUGUUUUUCACGCUCGGACCAAACACGUAGAGGUGGACUAUCACUUUGUUCGGGACAAGGUGAAAACUGGGCAGAUGAAAGUCAACUUCGUCUCCAUUCAUGAUCAGCUAGCUGACGUGUUCACUAAGCCACUUCCGACUCGUUUAUGUUUUUUAAGGGACAAGCUUGGCGUGGCACAAUGUCCCCCGUCAGCUUGUGGGGGAGUAUUGAACAGUUAG
This is a messenger RNA of Ipomoea nil (Japanese morning glory), 807 nucleotides long. RefSeq lists its product as uncharacterized. The transcript has a single exon. The record is from RefSeq and is a predicted model, not a curated record. NCBI's taxonomy places the organism in Eukaryota, Viridiplantae, Streptophyta, Magnoliopsida, Solanales, Convolvulaceae. Bases 1 to 807 code for a protein of 268 amino acids.